This is a messenger RNA of Prorocentrum cordatum, 1517 nucleotides long. The record is from the annotation of a GenBank genome assembly. Lineage: Eukaryota; Dinophyceae; Prorocentrales; Prorocentraceae.
GGUGGCUUGCCGGCUGCGCCCUAACGGCGCGGCCCGGCGCCACUCCGCCCGCCGCCGGCGCGGGGGCGCGCGGCCCCGAGGCAGCGCGCCUGCUGGCCGCCGUGCGCGGCGACGAGCGGACAGACGCCCUCUCGAGGCGCGAGGAGCUGCGGCAGCUCUCCCUGGACCGCUUUCCGCUCUCCGAUGCGCCAGCGCAGGGCGGCGGAAGCGAGGAGGCCCAGUGCCCGCACGGCUUCUACAGAGAGGCGCCGAUCGUGUUCGCCUGUGGCGAGCAGCGCAGGGAGGUCAGCAUCUUGCUCGGGAAGAUGACAAUAGAGCUCCCGAAGGGAUUGCAAAACCUCAAGUUAGCCAUGGUGGCCGAAGGGGAUGCGAUCCUGACGCUGCAGAACGCUUCCGACGGAAGCUCGACCACAGGCGUCGAUGGCGACUCCCAGUUCGGGGACGAGCACGGCAAUCAGACAUACACGGUGGCGAUGGCCGCGACCAGCAACGGCUCCGCGACGGCCGUCUUCUCUGGGACGUUGCCCGGCGGCCUGAGCUUCGACCUGGUGAGCAGCGCUCCAGGGCUCAUUCCAGCCACGGUGACAUACAGCUACGAGGACUCAGGGGGCCAUGCCCCGCGGUACCCUCCGGUUGUGCAGUCUACAAUCAGGUCGAUUCCGAGGAGCUGGUGCGGCGAUGGAGUGCGUGGGCUUCGUCGGAGUUCCACAGUCCGUCUGUGGCCUGGGAGGCCCUCUGCGUCCCGGCCCUCCAGGCCAGCGGCGCCCACGAGCUGGGCUCGCCCGUGCCCUUCCGGGCCUGGCCGCACGUGUGGGCGAGGUGGCCCGACGCGCCAGCCAAGAGCGCUCAGGCAGCGUUCAAGUUCAUCGAUUCGAUCCAUGCUGAGGACGGGACCAGCUCAUCGAAGUGGACGAGUUCGUCAUGGCCUACAAGCUGAGCGGUAUAUCCUUAUCGACUUUUGCUUUCUGCGUCUGUGCGCGGGCUCUUCUCGGGCUGCCCCGAGGCGUUGGCGCAGGUUGGGGGCCCUUCGUCGGUCGCUGGGAUCAACAGGCAGACGUGGACGACGCAGGUGUGGCCCCGCUUCGCGCUGGAGACCAACUUCACGACGGCCACCGCGCACCAGUCGUUCGCCUACGCCGACGCCAGCAGCGACAACGUCAUCUCCCAGAGCGAGCUCUCUGCCUCCUGGCAUCUGGGACAUGUGCCCCGGAGCAGGCAUGCCGAACCUCAGCGCGGCGCCCCCCGGAGCGGCGGAGGCGACCCUGUUGGGGGAGCGCCCCGCCGAGGGGAACGGCACCGUCGAGCUCGUUGACACCUCCGAGGGGGCAUCCACCACGGAGAGGUCGACCAAGUGCUGCCAGCACUUCAGCGCCGAGUGCAUGGCCUGCCAGGCGGGGGUGGGCCUGGGCGACUUCUGCGGUACCGCUGCCUUGAGGAGACCCACCUUCCGGGCUGCGACGGGGCUGGCCUCUCCGCCGAGGAUGUCAACGCGUCCAAUGUGGGAUGUCCUUACGAGG